AUGUCGGCAGCACCAUCGACAGCACCGUCUUCACCUGGUGCUUGUACAAAAUCUGCUACGACAGACAUGUCAUCUGUGACGACUGCAUUGUCAGAGGUGGACGCCUCGCUAUCACCCGAAGAGCGUCAAAAGAAAGUCGAACAGGUCAAGUUUGCUGGCAACCAACGUUUCAUGAGGGGCGACUAUACCGAGGCUAAGGCUUUGUACACUCAAGCCAUUGCCUUAGACCCAUCGCUCAUCACAUUGUAUAGCAACCGAGCUAUGUGCGAACUCAAGCUAGAACAACAUGGACUUGCUGUUGCCGAUGCUACCAAGGCGAUUGAGCUGGAUCCCAAGUUCGCCAAGGCAUACUACCGCCGAGCCAGCGCACACCUAUCAAUUCUCGAGCCAAAGAAAGCAUUACCCGAUUUAAAGAUGGUUCUCAAGCUUGAUCCGCGCAAUGCUCAAGUGAAAGCACAGCUAGAUGCAACGUCCAAACUUGUCCGCCGUUUAGAAUUCGAAAAAGCUAUCCGUGUUGAAGAAGGCCCAGCCGCUAGUCAGACUAUCGAAGAGUAUUUGGAGCAUGGAAUGGGUGGUGCGGCCGUCUCUUCUGACUACACUGGUCCACGACUGCCCACGGAAGCUACAAGCAGCCAACGCAUUUCGCCGCUGAUUGAAGACAAACCUUAUCUCGGUCGCAUCGAUGACGCAUUUAUUGAUAAAAUGAUCCAGCAUUUCCGAGAUGGAAAACAACUGCCAAACGGGAUCGCGUGGGCUAUCGUGCUUGGAGCCCUUCGUGCGUUUGAGCAAGAGCCAUCUCUCGUGGAAUACACUGUACCUGAAGGCACGACGAUUGACGUUGUGGGUGACACACAUGGACAAUUUUACGACUUCCUUCAUCUCUUGACACUAACAGGUCGUCCCUCUGCAAGUCAUGCUGUCCUAUUUAAUGGCGACUUUGUGGACCGUGGUUCAUGGUCUGUUGAAAUUGCCUUGACCAUCUUUGCUUUCAAAUGGUUAUACCCAUCUACGACUUUGAUUAACCGCGGCAACCACGAAACAAGUGACAUGAACAAGGUCUACGGCUUUGAAGGAGAGUGCAAGGCCAAGUUUGGCGGUGACAUGACAUUCAAGCUUUUCACUCAAGCGUUUGUUGCUAUACCACUUGCUACGCUUAUAUCUGCAUCUCGUUCACCUUUGCCAACGGAUAAGCUUCCUGCUACCGCCAGUAAAUCGCUCGCCCAGACCGCACCAAUUGUUGACAAGGAGACUGGUCACAAACGCUUCUUCGUGGUUCAUGGCGGUCUCUUUAGCAAGGACAACGUCACACUUAGUGACAUCCGAGCCGUUGACCGUUUUGCCAAGAAACAGCCAGGGCAAGAGGGUCUCAUGAUGGAGCUGCUAUGGAGUGAUCCUCAGGUUGCGCAUGGCCGCGGGCCUAGCAAGCGAGGUGUUGGUCUCGGUUUUGGUCCUGACAUUACCCGUGCAUGGUGUAAGCUCAACGGGGUCACUUCCGUGUUGCGGAGUCAUGAAGUCCGUCAGGGGGGUUUUGCUGAGGAGCAUGAGGGUCUGUGUUGCACCGUGUUCUCAGCGCCCAACUACUGCGACUCUACGGGCAACCUAGGUGCCUUCGGACGCAUCGAUGAGCAAGGCACACUGUCGUGGACAACGUUCGAUGCCCAGCCGCAUCCGAAUAUCCGGCCCAUGGCAUAUGCAGGUGGCAUGAGUAGUCUUUUGGCGUAG
This is a messenger RNA of Malassezia globosa CBS 7966, 1722 nucleotides long. RefSeq lists its product as uncharacterized. The transcript has a single exon. Gene Ontology annotation, molecular function: protein binding; hydrolase activity. NCBI's taxonomy places the organism in Eukaryota, Fungi, Basidiomycota, Malasseziomycetes, Malasseziales, Malasseziaceae. Bases 1 to 1722 code for a protein of 573 amino acids. The record is from RefSeq and is a predicted model, not a curated record.